UGAUGUGCAUUAUUGCACUAUCAAUAUGAAUGCAUUCAAGUCAAACAACAUUUUUGUCCUUAUUUAAAUAAAAAUUAUUCAAAACUGUGGAAUAUUCAUGUCAAUUAGUUUGAAUAUUGUGACAAUUUCAUUUAUUUUCCAAAGAAAAAUGUGUGUGCCUUGACUACUCUGUCAUUUGUAUCCAAAUUAGCUUUAGUGUGCAGGAAUCUUCACACUUUGCACUUCACAUUCUUAUCUGGUUUAUCUAAAGAGUGAAUUCUGUGGUUCUGAAUUGUCUGACAUAUCAGUAACACUUCUAUUAUUCAAUUUUUAACACUAUAUAUGAUACCGCAUAUCAUUUUGAAGUGUAUAUCUCCGUCUGCCGAAUGGAGAUAGAAGACAGAUGAAGAAGAGUUAAAUCCCACACUUAGAGACAAAAUAGUUUGUCACUUGUUUGAGAUAUUUUUUUCAUUUCAAAGCAAUCUUGUUAUUUUCUGUGACAAAAUUCCAUUCCAAUCCCUCAGCAGUUUCUGUAAAGAAACAAGCUUUUUGAAUGGCUUCUACAAAAGUCAAUGAUGACCAUGAGCCACAAAGAAGCUAUUGGAGAUGGAGCAAACAAGAUUUCUUUCCAGAGGAAUCCUUUCAAAGCUGGCACAACUAUGGUUCUGCUCUUUCACAAACAUGGUUAAGGUUCAAGGAUCGUGUUUCGACCAGAUCAGACGAUGCAACCGAGUCACAAGAACUUAAGAAACAAAGUGAGAAUGAAAUGAAAAAAUGUCUCAACUGGUGGGACCUGAUCUGGUUUGGCUUUGGUGCAGUGAUUGGUGCAGGAAUCUUUGUGUUAACUGGCCAAGAAGCUCAUAACCAUGCUGGUGCAGCAAUAGUCUUAUCCUAUGUAGCUUCAGGAAUUUCAGCAAUGCUUUCUGUUUUCUGUUACACAGAAUUCGCCGUCGAAGUUCCAGCUGCAGGUGGUUCAUUUGCUUACCUAAGAAUUGAAUUAGGUGAUUUUGUUGCUUUCAUAGCAGCCGGUAACAUACUUCUCGAAUGCGUGCUUGGAGGUGCAGCAGUAUCUAGAUCAUGGACUUCUUACUUCACAAGCCUUUUGAAUCGUCCGAAAGAUUCGUUUCGAAUCAAAGCACAUCAUCUCAAAGAUGGAUACAAUUUACUUGACCCUAUAGCAGUUGUUGUUCUGUUAACCGCCGGAACGAUCGCAAUGAUCAGCACAAGAAAAACUUCGCUUCUCAAUUGGAUUGCAUCGGCAAUCAACACUGCUGUAAUAAUAUUUGUAAUCAUUGCAGGGUUUCUUCACGCAGAUACAUCGAAUUUGACGCCUUUUUUACCCUACGGAGCUAGAGGUGUAUUUCAAGCAUCAGCAAUUCUUUAUUUUGCAUAUGGAGGUUUUGAAAGUCUUGCAACAAUGGCUGAAGAAACAAAAAAUCCACCAAAGGAUAUACCAAUAGGUUUGAUUGGCUCAAUGUCAGUAAUCAUAGUGAUUUAUUCUUUGAUGGCACUUUCAUUAAGCAUGAUGCAGAAAUACACAGACAUCGAUACAGGUGCGGCUUUUUCAAUUGCAUUUCAGAAAGUAGGAAUGAAUUGGGCAAAAUACGUCGUCGCUUUCGGUGCAUUGAAGGGUAUGACAACGGUUCUUUUAGUAGGAAGAUUAGGACAGGCGCGUUACAUCGUUCACAUCGCGCGCUCGCAUAUGAUUCCUCCUUGGUUUGCUCUUGUUCAUCCCAAAACAGGAACACCUAUAAACGCAACACUUCUGAUUACACUUACAAGUGCUUGCGUAGCCUUUUUCACUAGCUUGGACGUGUUAUCGAGUUUGAUAUCAGUAAGUACACUUUUCGUUUUCGUGUUGAUAUCGAUUGCGCUUCUGGUAAGGCGGUACUAUGUUAGAGGAGUUACAACGAAAGAGAAUCAGUUAAAGCUAGUUAUGUUUUUGAUUCUCAUUGUUGGUUCUUCAAUGGGAACUUCAGCUUAUUGGGGAUUGAGGCCUAAUGGUUGGAUUGGAUAUACUGUUACUGUUCCUGUUUGGUUUUUUUCGACUAUUGGGAUGUCGGUUUUUUUGACUCAACAAAGGAAACCAAGAUUUUGGGGAGUUCCACUUGUUCCAUGGCUGCCAUCUUUGUCAAUUGCAACAACUGUUUUUCUCAUGGGAUCUUUGGAAUAUGAAGCUUUUGUAAGAUUUGCAAUAUGCACUUUGGUUAUGUUGGUUUACUAUGUUUUCUUUGGUCUUCAUUCAACUUAUGAUAUGGCUCAUCAACAAGAGAAGGUGCAAAAUAUCAAUGUGAGUCACAAAGAGAGUGCUAGGAUUGAAGGGCCUUAAGAUAAUUGUAAUUUUUAUCUUCCAUAACUCAGUUUCAACUUUCAAAUGUGUGUGGAAUUCUAUGUUAUUAGUUCUUGAUUCAAUAGAUAAUGUUAAUAUUACUGAAUAUGUGAAUUAGAAGAGCAAUAAAGAAAUGUUUAGAUAUAUAGCUGAAAAUAAAUUAUGGUUUGAUGAAAUGAAUUGAUUACAGCUU
Molecule: messenger RNA, 2501 nt
Organism: Lathyrus oleraceus (garden pea)
Lineage: Eukaryota; Viridiplantae; Streptophyta; Magnoliopsida; Fabales; Fabaceae
Product: cationic amino acid transporter 5
Exons: 1
Coding region: 533-2308 (591 amino acids)
Biological process (GO): transmembrane transport; amino acid transport
Cellular component (GO): plasma membrane
Molecular function (GO): L-lysine transmembrane transporter activity; L-glutamate transmembrane transporter activity
Source: RefSeq, a predicted model, not a curated record